AUGGAAUCCUACUUCUUUUAUACGGAGAACAUCAGUAUUAAUCACAGCACGCUCUUCAAUGACAGCAGAAACAUCACGUUCUUACCGUAUUAUCAGCACUCUCUUGCGGUGGCCACCCUCUUCAUCCUGGCAUACAUUCUUAUCUUCUCCCUGUGCAUGCUCGGAAACAUCCUGGUAUGCAUCAUCGUGCUCAAAAACAGGCAAAUGAGAACUGUCACCAACAUCUUCAUCCUCAACCUGGCCAUCAGUGACCUGCUGGUGGGCAUCUUCUGCCUCCCCAUCACUCUGGUGGACAACCUGAUCACAGGUUGGCCGUUUGAUGUAGUGAUCUGUAAAAUGAGUGGACUUGUCCAGGGAGCUUCAGUCUCGGCGUCUGUCUUCACAUUGGUGGCGAUCGCAGUAGAAAGGUUUCGUUGUAUCGUGUAUCCGUUUCAGCAGAAGUUGACGCAGCGUCAAGCCAUCAUCAUGAUCGGCUUCAUCUGGGCGCUGGCCACCACCAUCAUGUGUCCUUCAGCGGUUACGCUAACCGUCUCCCAGGACGUCCUCCACUUCAUGGUGGACCGGGACAACAUCACGUACCCACUGUACACCUGCUGGGAGGCAUGGCCUGACCAGAGCAUGAGGAAGAUGUACACCACCGUUCUCUUCUCGCUCAUCUACCUGGCUCCUGUCACGCUCAUCGUCAUCAUGUACACACGAAUCGCCAUCAAGCUCGUCAAAUCACCCGCCUCCAUCCGCGACGCCCACGCUGAGGAGGAAAGCCGAAGGGUUUUCCGCAGGAAGUUGAGGGUUGUCAAUAUGUUGCUGAUCGUGGCUUUGCUUUUCACCGUGUCCUGGUUGCCUCUCUGGAUCCUCAUCAUGUUGACGGACUACGGAAAUCUGUCGGAGAGUCAACUCGACCUGGUGGCCGUUUACAUCUUUCCGUUUGCUCACUGGCUCGCGUUCUUCAACAGCAGCGUCAACCCCGUUGUCUACGGCUACUUCAACGAGAACUUCCGCAGUGGCUUUCAGGCAGCCUUUAAGUUUGGACUGUGUCUGGUGGAAGAGCCGCCGCAGCCAAGCAGGGAACUGGGAAGACGGAACGGCACAUGGAAGCAUAACCGGGUGUUUGCGGAUGGGAACAGGGUGAGAGGGAACGCCCAGGGCAACGGCAGGAGAGAGUUUUGCAAUGGCGAGCGGCACGAUGAGUUAGUUCUGGAGGAUUUAGAAUGA
This is a messenger RNA of Myxocyprinus asiaticus (Chinese sucker), 1212 nucleotides long. RefSeq names its product neuropeptide FF receptor 1-like. The coding region runs from base 1 to 1212 and encodes 403 amino acids. Gene Ontology annotation, biological process: G protein-coupled receptor signaling pathway. The transcript is spliced from 3 exons. Lineage: Eukaryota; Metazoa; Chordata; Actinopteri; Cypriniformes; Catostomidae. Gene Ontology annotation, cellular component: membrane. The record is from RefSeq and is a predicted model, not a curated record. Gene Ontology annotation, molecular function: neuropeptide receptor activity; peptide binding.